AUGCCGUCGCCCCGGUCAAGUUCCUCGUCUUUCGAGAGAUUACCACGGCAUCCGGAUGAAUAUUCAUUAAAAUCGCAAGAUGAUUCAGACAAUAGCCAACUGGUAGCAAAUGGCCGGGACAGUUUUGAACCCGCCCCAGGCCACCGAGAACAGAGCACAAGCGAGCCUCUGCUCCCCACUUCUAACUACCGUCCUCCUGCUCAAAAGCCAAAGCGAUUCUCAUGUACUGUCGCUGGCAUUCUGGACUGGAUGCGUGGCCCAUCGCCGCCGCACAAGUAUCGGAUCAACCCCUGGCUGGCCCGAUGGCAGACUGCGCCCGGCCGUCUCAUCGACCGCUACUUUCGCAGUACAAAAGCGAAAUGCUGUCUUCUUCUAGCUUCUCUCUUGUUAUGGGGGAUUGUCUUUCUUUCCAUCUUGCAUGCAAGUGUAGCAGGCCAGGAAAUACCAGACUACGGGAACCCAGUCAAACUUUCUUGCUGGAGUAAACUUUGGUCAAAUGCAACCAAUUGUGGACUUGAUGGAGAUUAUUGUCGUCCAUUUGAUGCAGAAACAUUCGCAUUUCGCUGUCCUGCGGGUUGCUCGUCCUUCAUGGUUCUUGAGCCUUAUUUCGUUGGCCCACAGGAGAUUAAUUACCAGCAACUCGUUAUUGGAGGUGGUGCCGACCAAGACCAAACCGAAGAAGUCUAUCGAGGUGAUUCGUCUAUUUGUCAAGCUGCAAUCCAUGCCGGACAUCUCGAAGACAGCAAGGGUGGCUGUGGCAUCCUGCGUCGAACGGGCAAGCAGAAGAUGUUCCCGGCAAGCGAGAGAAAUGGCAUCUCAAGCGUUGAGUUCCCAUCUUACUUUCCGCUCUCCUUCACCUUUGAUGGGGGUGAGUCCUUAGAAGAUGGAGCUCUCGACUGCCAGGAUCUCCGCUGGCCGCUGUUCACAUUUUCCGUCAUUGUAUCAACACUCUUUUCCCUGGCAGUCACAACGCCAGCAGCAUUUUACAUUUCUAUCUUUUUCAUCGUCUACUUCCAAGUUGCCCUCUCAUCCGAUCCUCCGUACUCCCCAGACUACUACGAAAUAGUCUCAAUCGCCCUCGGUCGCUUCCUCCCAUGCGCAUUUGUCGGCUUCGCCAUCUACUACUUCUGCAUCCGACGCACAUUAACCGACCUAGACGCCCACUGGGACAAGACAAUUCUCUGGCUUGGGCCCUGUUGGGUUGGCGCUCUCAACACGGACACUUUCGAUAAAAUCCCAAUAUCGCGCCUCACACCCCACGACAUCCAACAGCAACCCGGCGCUAUCCCAGCCCUAAUCACCAUAGUCGUCAUCCUCAUAGCAAUAGUACUCACACAAGCUAUCGCAUUCCGAAAUGAAGGCCGCAUGCCCAAAAUGCUAGGUGUCUACGGCAUUUUGGUCGGCGGUGUCAUUAUCCUUCUCCUCGUCCCUAACAUGAACCUCCGCAUCCACCACUACAUCCUCGCCCUACUUUUUCUGCCGGGUACAACUCUCCAAACUCGCCCCAGCCUCCUCUAUCAAGGCCUUUUAAUGGGCCUAUUCAUAAACGGCAUCGCAAGGUGGGGCUUCGACUCUAUUCUCCAAACCUCUGCCUCUCUCCUCGACGGCGCCCAACUAGGCUCCGUCCUCCCUGAAAUCGCACCAUCUAUCAUCAGCAUCCCCUCCGCGGAUACUAUAUAUUUCGACUUUGAAUCUCUCGUCCUUACCUCCGAGGCCGACGGCCUAAGCGUUAUAGUCAACGACGUCGAGCGGUUCCAUACAUUCCGAGCGGACGGCGAGGCAAACGUAACAAUCCCGAGCUGGAAUUGGACGAGACUCGAACCAGAGGACCCCGAGUAUUUCCGCUUUGGAUAUAUAAAGGAGAACGCUAUGGGCGGGUUCUGGUAUGAGGAUUUUACGUCACCUGUGAUGUGGGCGGGUGAUGGGAAGUGGAAUACAUCUGUUCCUGUUCCUAGUUCUGGCGAAGGCUCUGGUGAGGAUUCUAGAUGA
This is a messenger RNA of Aspergillus puulaauensis, 1989 nucleotides long. Its product is annotated as LCCL domain-containing protein. The transcript is spliced from 2 exons. The coding region runs from base 1 to 1989 and encodes 662 amino acids. NCBI's taxonomy places the organism in Eukaryota, Fungi, Ascomycota, Eurotiomycetes, Eurotiales, Aspergillaceae. The record is from RefSeq and is a predicted model, not a curated record.